AUGAGCUGUUUUUAUCAUUGUCACUCAUUGUCUCACCUAAGCACAUCGUCUGUUUUUCAGCUCGUCCAGGAUUUCAAUACCCAGGUGGCCCUGUACCGGGAGCUGGUGAUUUCCAUUGGGGAUGUCUCUGUCACCUGCCCAUCUCUGCAUGCAGAAAUGCACAAAACUCGGACCCAGGGAUGUGAGAUGGCCUAUCAGGCUUACCAGAAGCUAGCGGCAAUUUCUGGCCCAGAAGACGGUGAAAUUCAUCCUGAAAUCUGUAGACUAUAUAUCCAGUUGCAGUGUUGCUUAGAAAUGUACACAACGGAAAUGCUCAAGUCCAUAUGUCUGCUAGGAUCCCUGCAGUUUCAUCGGAAAGGAAAAGAGCCUUGUGCCCCAUCCAAGAUCCUGGAUACUAAAGUGGAGGAGAGCUCCGAAGUCCCUAUUUUAGAAGACACAUUAUCAUCACCUACAGAUAUUCAACAGCAUUUAUGGCAGGUUUCCACAGACAUUGAAAACACUGAGAGAGAUAUGAGAGAAAUGAAAAACCUUUUAAGUAAACUCAGGGAGACUAUGCCUUUACCACUGAAAAAUCAAGAUGAUAGCAGCCUCCUAAACUUGACCCCUUACCCAUUAGUAAGAAGACGUAAGCGAAGAUUCUUUGGACUGUGUUGUCUUGUCUCAAGUUAAAAGAUUAAAUACAGAAACACCAAGAAAAUCAAACAUUGGUUAAACUACUGUCAUUUCACCUCUGAAAAGAAUGUUACUACUCUUCAUUAUAAAGUAUACUUUCUAUGCUGGCCUAUUCUUUUUCUCAGCUGCUCUAUCCCCCUUUGCAAUAUAAGGGUUUUGAAGCUUAAAGUUACAGUGGCGAAGAACUAGCUGCAGAAUAGAUCUAGCAUAACUAGGAGUGUUUAUAAAAUGUCUAAAAGUAUGUUUUGCAUGCUUACUUUGAACCACUCAGAGAAAAGACAUAUGGAUUAUGGUUAAUAGAUCAUUUUAAAAUUUUUUAUUGUUUGAACUACAGCUGAAAGUUUGUGCAUAGUACAGUAUUCUAAUCAGUAUCAUAUUGAAAUACUUGAUCAUAUUCUAACAGUCUUUAAGCAUAGAAAAAUGUUUAACAGCAAAAGUAUCGAAGUUCUAAAAUAUUUAAACACUAUCAGAAUUUGCACAAAAUCUCCAUUUGCUUUUUGUGCUCUUGUUCAUAUUUAGUCUUCCGCACUAUCUCAAUUAAAAAGCUUCAUAGAAAAAUAUCUUAAUUUACACAAAACCUAUAUGAAAAUAUUUAGAACUUGCAAAUACAGAGAAAUCAUUCAGCCUAUAUACUGUACGAUACAUAGAAAUAAGGUAUUUCCUUCUAAGUCUUUAGAGAUACUUUUAAGUAUCUCUAUCUAGUUUUUAGGUAUCUCUAAAAGCUUUUGAAAAAAUAAUAAUUUAUUGAAGUGUAGCAGAAUAAACAACAUAAAACACAACACCAACCCAUUUUGUUUCCAAUAGAAUUUAAAGCAUGGUAUCUGCAUAUCACAAAGUAACUCCUAUAGGGCAUGCCAGAAUUAUCUCAGACUGUAAGAUACUAAACGUUUUACAUUGUUAAUAAAGUUUUUUAUUUAAAUUAAAUGACUUGUUUCUAGAGAUAUUUCCAGAACAUAUGGGGAUUUUUUUGUAAUUUUACUGUAAAAAAAACCUAUGAAGUUUUGGUAAUUUUUCCAUUUCAAGAUGUAUGUUUACAAAGAGACAGAAAAUUACAAUUAAUAUAUAAGUGCUAAAAUGACUGCUAGUAGAAGCAAUAUAUAUGAAUAAGCCAGAGUUGUAUUGGUAUUUCAGGAUGAUAGACACCAGAACUAAACUUGCACUAGACAGUAACACUACAAGCCCCAUGACAAUCUGUAACUACAGUACCAAACAUGAAGGUGGCUAUGAGCCUGUCUGCUACUCCACCGUGAGCCAACACAUUAACAGGAACAAAAAUCCUUCUUGCUGCAUGAGGGUUUAGUGGUCUGUAAGGAGGAAAUGUUCCCUUGUCACAGAAAACACCUCUGGAGUUAGAUGCUCUGUGUUUUUUGUUGGUAAGACACUUUUAGAAGCAGUUUGUUACAGAAGGCUGUUCACUGAACUAUAUAUGGCACCUACUGAAUGUGUCUCAUCUAACUGAUUUUUCUACCAAAUUUUUCUCUUGAAAUGCUGUUUACCGAAAAAGAAAACACACCCUUGAUAGCAGUGUUAGAGAACUGCAUGGCCCAAAACCUGAGAUCUAAUUUAAUUCCAAGAUGAGAAGGCAGGAUUUAUUCUUUAUGAGUAAGUGAUCCUGUCAGUCAUACCAUUUAGAUUUAGGAAGUUGUGUAACUGAGUUUAUAACAUUUCUCUCAAAGUAUACCUUUCUUUUCAAGCAGAUAUAGCAGACAGAUGUUUUUUUCCAAGUUGUAGUCAUCUGCUCGCCUUUCAGCCUUUCAGCCUUUCAGCCUUUCAGAUUGCUCCAAAAGUAAUGCCUCCUAUUUAUUUCCGUGGAAACGAUAACAGCUACAAAGAGUACAAUAGCACUGUUUGAUAGAACAGAAAUUCUCAGCUACAAGACAGUUUUUCAACACAGUCACCACUGUUAGCUAUGUAUUUUUGUCUGUGAUUAGCAAGAGCCUGCAUGUCAUACCAGUGAAAAUGUGUACAAGCAAAAGUGACUCACUGUUUCACAGCUAUGACAGCACUGUCGCCAUGAAAAUGUUGCCAUGCAGUCCAUAUUUCAUUGGCCCAAGCAGAUGGAAGUCAGAAGGCACCAAAUCCAGACUAUACAAAGGAUGUGGUAGGACAGUCUAGCCAAGACUGGCAACAUGCUCAAACUGGUCUUCACACUUGCAUGGGGCCUGGCGUUAUCAUAUUGCAAGAGAAAGACUGACUUCUUCUCUCACUUGGCUCUGGAAGUUCAAGCCUUCAGCUCGGUCAGCAUCGUGAUGCAGUGGUCAGUGUUGAUGUUUUGUCCAGGUUCCAGGAAGUCCAGAGGAUCACCCUUUCCUAUCCCAAAAGACAGUGCACGUGACUUUACCCGAUGAAGGCUGCGUCUUGAACUUUUUUCUUCUAUGGGGAAUUGCACGUGUCACCACUCCAUGGACCAUUGACUCAUAGUGGUGACACCAUAUCUCGUCACCAGCAAUGACGCAAUCCAGAAAACUAUCACCUUCAGCUUCGUAUUAGUUCAGUAUGUUCUGACAAACUUGCAUAUGAUGUUAUUUCUGUUCCUGUGUGAGCAUUUAUGGAACCCUCCUGGCACAAACUUUGCAGUAUUCUAAUAUUACCAUUAUUUUUUCCAAUGCCUUGAAGCCAAUAUUCAGCUCCAUACACAGCUCCCUGGUUGCUCCAGGAUCCAAAUGGAUCUUCAUUUUGUGGUGUGACAGGUGUGCAUGACAUCUGGACUGUGGCUUGUCUUUCAUGUUACUGCUACCACUGCUGAAACACCCACUGCCUCGCUGUAUCUACAUUUAGUUUUGUCUCCAUAAAUGUUCAGACUCUGCUUUGUCAGAGAGCCCCUCAGCUGCUAUCUGUCACAUGGCAACAAUGUGUAAUGGGAUAUUGGUGAGAAGGUUCAACCUCUGGUGCCAUAUCACGAGCAUCCGCCAUGGGCCAACAGAAUAAAAUAGGAGGCAUUACUUACAGAGCAGCCCUUGCAUAUUUUUGAAUAAUUAACCCCAAAUAAUUUUAAUGCAGUGAGGACAAAUACAUCUAAAAUGUCCUCAUAGAAAUUGUGUUUCUAUAAGCAAAAUGAAUUCCAUCAAAGGAACGCAUGCCUACAUACUCUAAGAGCGUUUAGCAGAAAGCACAAUAACAUUCUGUAAAUAGCACAGAGAAAGGUAACUGCAGUGUAUUUUAUGAUUUCAUGUCACAAUCUACUCUUCAGAGUAUAAUGCAUUUAUCAUAAGAAUAGCUGUAUGCAGUCACAAAAGUGUGUGCUUGUGAGCAUGAAUGUGUAUCUAAGAAGCAUGGAAUCAAAAUGCAUAGAAAGAUUAUUUUCAAAAUCUAUUUUCCUCACAGCAAUGUCCUUAUUAACCAGAUUCUGCUUUUCUGUAAUAAAUAAAGAAUGUCCAAGAGAUA
Messenger RNA from Meleagris gallopavo (turkey), 4056 nucleotides. The record is from RefSeq and is a predicted model, not a curated record. Lineage: Eukaryota; Metazoa; Chordata; Aves; Galliformes; Phasianidae.